AUGAGCGCAAAGUCCUCUAGAGUACCUGCAACAAUUGGGACUCGUACACGUCAAGAAGGAUUCAAGACGAGAAAGGGCAAGGAGACUACUCACUCUACAGCGACUGGUACUGACGUUGGUCAUGUUUCUCAGAAGAAGUUGUCAGCUAUCUUGGGCAACGAUAAACAAGCUGAAAACCCGCUUUCAAAGCCACCAAAUUCAGAUUCAGCGGGAGAAUUCAAGUUACCGAAAAGCACGAAAGUCGAGGAUACCUCAGGAUGUUUGGAAAAUCCUGAUGACUCUACUAUAACGAACAAAGAAUCAGUUGAUGAGGCAGUUCGGAGACUUAUUGAACUGAACAAGGAUAAGCUUUCCGAGUCUCAGCUUGUGGAUUUGAUCGCCUCAUUUUAUCUGGUAACAAAUCAGUGUUUAAAAAAAUGUAAAACUGAUAUAACGGCGCAAAUAGAACCGGAAUGUAUCGAAACAAACCCAAAGAUGAUUGGGGAGAUGGAGCAGGAGAGCCAUUCCAACGAGAUGGACGAUGGCAAUGGCAGUGCAAAACUGGCGGUAACUGAGCGGCCUAUUUCACUGUUAGAAAGGAAACGCCUUCAGUGGCUACAAGAACGAGCGGAACUCGAGCUCCUGGAGCGGGAUCGUACCAGGUCCGAGAUGGAUUUGAGUGGAAAGGCUGAUACGAUUGGUGGGAAGAUGCAGUCGGCAGCCACCCGAUCUGUGCUCUCCGCCAAGAACUACCAUCGCUUCCAGCGCUGUCACUACCUUGCUGGAUUGGCUGUGGGUGAGGAUCCUCAUACUGAGGCGACAUUGAAGGAACAGCAACGACGGCAGUGGUUAGUAGAAUUGGACCGUCAAGUAGAAGAGCGGCGAAUGGCGCGAGAACGCGAACGUCUCCAAAACUUCACUGAAACCGCGGAUGGCAUUAAGGAGGGAAGGCGUGCAGCGGGAGUGGAGAGACCCAGUGGCACGGCCCAAUGUGAUGUAAAGUCUGUUAGUUUUGGCAGGGGUCGCGGAUUGGCAGACCUGUUUGAGAAGCAGGAUAGUGACUCCGCAGCUAAGCGUCAACAGCAGCUAGAAUUGCAGAUGGCGUACGCAGAGCAGAUACGUGAGCGCGCGGAGCGUCGGCGCCAAGAGCGCGAAGCGGAGGCCCGAAGAGAGGCAGAAGAAACUGCGCGCCUUGAGGCAGAACGUGCUCGUCUUCGCCAGGAGCACGAGACCGAGCUUUCGCGCCGACGUGAAGCUGAAGUGACAAGACAUGCGGCAAUGGCGGAGGCACAGGAGAGGGCUUCCAAGGAGGCAAAGGUCUUAGAAACCAGGUUGGCAUACAAAAAGCGCACUCAAGGAAAUGUCCGACGUCCGUCACGCAGCACCAGUUACGUUCCUCUAUCUUCGGGUCGAACUUCGUGCCAGCAGGGGAACCUAGCUGGCGUCCUUGAAAAGAUGAAGAAACAAAAAUUUGGGAGCACGUACACGAUUUCGGACCAACGUAAGUAUUGUCACCUCAUUGUCAAACAACUAAAAGUUUCCUCAACAAAUUACUCUGAAUGCUCAAUUGCUUCAGAUCGUGCCGAUGUGAGCUUGCAAGACAAACAGUGUGCCUCAAGUGCUUUACCAACGGUGUACACUGAGUCAACCCUCCCAUCUGUUUCGUUCACCGCCAAUACUGCCAUCGCUGCCGCUCUCCCCGCCUCCGACUUCCUCUCCGCAAUUACAGAUCCCGACUUCGCCUAUCCCCAGGUUCUUAAAUCCUCCCCUCACUUAGAUCUAGUUACCAUCGCCUCACGUGAUUCCGCACUUCGACAGGUUUCUCGGAUUAAGGAGGACCGAUAUGUAAAGGAUUUGGAGGAAGCCUGCUACUCCCGGCGGAAGUCGUAA
Messenger RNA from Hydatigera taeniaeformis, 1869 nucleotides. The record is from the annotation of a GenBank genome assembly. NCBI's taxonomy places the organism in Eukaryota, Metazoa, Platyhelminthes, Cestoda, Cyclophyllidea, Taeniidae.